ACUUGUUGCAUGAUUCCUUGGCAUAGAGAUGUACCGGUACCUUGGUCUCAGCCGGAGCUCGGACCGGAAUUAAUCGUGACUGUGUAUGACGGGAAAUCACUUAAAACUUGAGCGCAAGGAAGUACCGUACACUGGUUGAUCAUGGUUUAAAGACAUGUUAGAGUAACAACGUGUUUAAUCUUUUUCUCGAUUUUUGAAUAAUAUACCGGUAUUCUUCUUCCUUUUCUGAUAAUCAACCGAGACAGAGGUAAUAAUGAUCGGGGCUGGCAUCGUCUCUCUUCUGGGGUAUACCCUUUUCUUCGUCUUUCUGCUCGCCUUAACUUCAGGCGUCAUGUACUCUGCUUACGUGUUCAUGCUGCGUAGAAAGUACGCGCAUAUACCCUCCGCCAAACUUGCAAGGACAAGUUUCUUCAUGGGCCACUACCCGACUAUCAGGGAACAUAUGAAGAACAAUGAUUGCCCUUUGGCUGGCGUACUGUAUGAAUGGUAUAAGGAGUUUGGAUUGGUGUUUUGUGUCCAUGUUCUUCAUAAUACAUUUGUGGUUUGCUUGGACUCUAAAGUGGUCAAGAUGGUGAUGACGAAUAGCAAGCACACCAAACCUACAGUAGAGUAUUCUCCUUUCCAAUCUCUCUUUGGUACCAGGUUCGUAGGACGAUCAUUGGUCAGUGAGACUGACCACUCACGAUGGGCAAAGAGGAGGGCGCUCUUUAAUCCUGCUUUUCACCGUCAAUACCUGAAGGGAUUAAUGAACAUCUUUAACGAGAGUGCCGAUCAGCUAGUCCAGGACCUGAUGAAGAAGUCUGAUGGUGAGACUGUGGUUGCCAUGGGAGAUAAAUUUAACAUGAUUACUCUAGAUGUCAUUGGUAAGGUUGGUUUUGGUCUUGAUCUUGACAUUCUUGAAGAUUCUAACACUCCUUUUCCAAAAGCUGCUACUAAAGCCCUUCAAGGCUUGCAGAAAUCACUUCUUGCUCCCUGGUACUCGUUUAACCUAACAUCCAAUGCCAGGACUUUCCGUGAGGAGGCAAGGGAUGCUUGCCGUCUACUUCGUCAGAUUGGUCGUGACUGUAUCCUACAACGAAAAGAAGCCAGAGCUCGCGGAGAUGAAGUCCCUCGGGACAUUCUCACAUACCUUCUAGAUGCUUCGGAAGAACUGAAAGGAGAUCAGGUCUUUGGUUUAGAGGAAAUGAUCGAUGAGUUUGUCACAUUUUUCAUUGCAGGUCAGGAAACCACAGGAAAUCAUUUAUCUUUUACACUGCAACAAAUAUGCAGACAUCCGGAUGUCUUGAAAAAGAUUUUAGUUGAGUUAGAGGAAGUACUAGGUGAUCGUGCAUAUGUAGAAUACAGUGAUCUGGCAAAGCUGGAAUAUUUGAUGUUGGUGAUGAAAGAAUCGAUGCGACAGUUUCCUCCAGUGAGUGGUGGUUCAAGAGUAUUAGCCCAUGAGAUUGAAUGCUGUGGAUAUACCUUACCAAAGGGAACAAGAGUUAGGGUGAAUCAUUUCAUCAUGGGUAAGAUGGAGUUAUAUUUCGAUGAUCCUGAUGAAUUCAGACCAGAACGAUUUAAAUCCUCAGAUGAAAAGCCUCGUCACCUAUAUGCAUACUUCCCAUUUUCAUUGGGACAAAGGACAUGUAUUGGUCAGCCAAUGGCGAUGAUGGAGACACGAGUUAUCCUCGCCAAGCUUCUUCGCCGAUUCACCUUUCAACUGGUACCAGGUCAAAGGUUUGGCCUAAAGACGGAGCUAACAAACAAACCUAUCGAUGGGUGCAAAACGUAUAUCUCACUCAGAGAAUGAACAGCCCUACAUGCAAGAUCGCCCACUCAGCACCAAUCUACCCCCAGUGCCCACCUACAACAGAAUCCAGUUCUGAAUUGUUGUAGGUGGGCGCUUGGUGGGUGGGCUUGUGAGUCUCCCUCUAUGGUAGGCUUUGGGAAAGGUUCCCUAUGCAGGGGCCAUGCUGGACUAUGGUAUAUUCUGUUUGAUUUCAUGUAUUUUGGUCUGAGGCUGCAUGACGACAGAGCGAUGAUAUCAAAAUGACAUGUGACACGGCACACAGUAUAUCACCUUUUGUGAUAUUGUAAGCAAUUGGUGGUUUCAAAUUCUUCAAAAUCUGUGUGGAAAUUAAUUAUUGAUUUAAGAGUAAGGGCUAUAAAGAGUCAACAUUCACAUCCACCCCUUCCUACCCGAGCUAUUGCACCUGUUUUAUAUGUUAGCAUAAUUUGAAAAAUAAAAAGUGAUAUUUUGACGAUUGCCAUAUUAUGAUGUUCCAGCCAGCAUAUUUGCAUUAUAUUUUGCUGCAAGCCUAUUCCAGGUAGUUUAUGAUGUACUUUGGAACAGGAUCAAAAGAACUCUCUAUGCAGAGGAUUCCCACUUGAAUAGCUUCCCUCGGUUAAUGUUUUCAGAGGAUUUCCUAUAGAGAACAAUUCUGCCAAUAAAAACCCCUUCAGCCUCCGUGUAAAUUGUCUUCAUGCCACUCUGAUGACAUGUCAGGUACAGAGUUUUAGUCGAAAGAAAAUGAGAAAAUAUCCUGAUUGAAAAAAAAACGAAUGACACAGACAUCAAGUUCAUUUGAACCAGAUAAUAGUUUUGGUUUCUUUGAUACAAUUAAAAGGGUAGUUGUCUGUGCCCCUUAAGCUUCUGAUUUAUUUAUAUUUGAUUUGUCAAAUUGUAUUAUUCAUAAAUCUGUAUGAUAAUCUGUUCACAUUCAGUAGACUGUGGUAGGUCCAUGGGUAUAUGUAUUAAUUUGUUGCAAUAUAUUUGAUUUUACAGCAUUCAAGCAAUAUCUGAUUGAGCUACCUUCUUAUUCCUUAAAAACCAAAUGAUUAUUCUUCUUAUAUUUUCUUGAUGAAUGUACUUAUUUAGAGUUUUUUUAAUGCUACAUUCCUUGAAGCUUAUGAUGUGAAAACCAAACAGAAUAUGAUAUACCUUUAUACUUAUUGAUUCAAAUUUAUGAAUGUUUCUUUCCUAGAAAUUUAGUAGUAACAAAGAAUUUCUUUGAACUGUAAGGACAAAGUCUACCCCCAACAAGAAGCUGAUUUUAAUGAACAGAGGAAGAUCACAUGGGCACAACACUGAAAAUUUCAUUAAAAUCGGAUGUAAAAUAAGAAAGAUGUUUUUUAUUUAAAAACUUAAUUUUAUUAAAUUGUCAGCAAUAUGCUUGUUUGAUUUUCUCUAUUCAAAUCAUUGGUAUUUUGGUAAACUUGACCUUUAUUAAGUACUUAAUGAAAUUAAAUAAUUGGAAUAAGGGGGCCUUUCA
Lytechinus pictus (painted urchin) is the source of this 3251-nucleotide messenger RNA. Its product is annotated as cholesterol 24-hydroxylase-like. Gene Ontology annotation, biological process: cholesterol catabolic process. NCBI's taxonomy places the organism in Eukaryota, Metazoa, Echinodermata, Echinoidea, Temnopleuroida, Toxopneustidae. The record is from RefSeq and is a predicted model, not a curated record. Bases 254 to 1789 code for a protein of 511 amino acids. The transcript has 13 exons. Gene Ontology annotation, molecular function: heme binding; iron ion binding; cholesterol 24-hydroxylase activity.